Molecule: messenger RNA, 1471 nt
Organism: Orbicella faveolata
Lineage: Eukaryota; Metazoa; Cnidaria; Anthozoa; Scleractinia; Merulinidae
Source: RefSeq, a predicted model, not a curated record
CACGCGGGUUUUAUACCCAUUUUAAUUGUUCAUCAAGCCUAAGUACGGUAUGAUUAACUUUGGGAUUUGAAAAUCGGAAAAACAGUUUUCAGAAUGAAAUAUUUCACAUUGUAAUCCCAACAAAUUAAAAUUUGUGACAAGGUCACACCUUCCGUUCAAGCGUGACCGUCUAUCUCGCGGAAAAAGUAAACAAAAGUCAUUCCCAGAAUUGAUGUCAUGUAAAAGCGUAAUAGCGUCGCUGGUAAGCAUAACAUUAGGGAAUAAGCUUUCAAUUCAGUGAAGAAUAGUUUAUGGUAUGGCGGAACGGUCGAGUCAGAAGGUUUACCUUUUUAACUGUGAUAAGACUUACAACCUGGAUGUCGUGGAAAAGUUCUUACUCGAAGUGGACGAGAAACAUGGUCUCGAUAUUUCGAUAGAAAAGCUCAAUUUUCGCCUGAACAGCAUGGCGGAGAUUUGUGAAAACAUCAUUCCUCAGCUACAGAUGGACAUUGCCACAUUUGUCGUUCAUGCUCACGAAUCUCGGCUCUCAAUCAACGAAGAAAACGCCGGUAUUGGCUACGCAAAGAUCUACAGAGCGUUACUGGAGGUCACAGGGGACAGAGUCUUAAUAGUGAUUGGUGGAGACGAUGAAUACAGAGAUGAAGACGAAGAAAAACGUACUGUGAUCUCGCGUUGGGCUCGAGGGAAAGUGGGUUCACAGUUCAAUGAGGAAUACCUUGACGGACGAAAAAGUUUCAUCUUUUCUUGGAACAAACAACACCGAGAGAUCCACGAAAAAGCGCUGCUGCAUUACUUUGAUCCAAGCAAGAAAGGACAGAAAUUUGAUCAACCAAAACCAGAGCCAGUGCCCUUACCAAUACGCGUACGUGAACAACCUGACGUCACUCCGCAUGUACCGGCAGCGGGAGGUACUCAACAAGAGUUCUUUGGACAGACAAAAGGGCUGAGGAGUCAGUUGGGAGAAGCUAGUUAUGGAACUAUUACCGAUUACCCGGCGGGCACAGUGCUGUUGGAGACGAGCAUGCGUUAUGGAGAGAUCUCCUACCAAGCGCCAGACGUUGUGAAGCGGGUGGAUGAAUGGCAGCCACCGGAUAACUACAAGGCAGACCUAAAGGAACAACACGGGUUAACUCCUGAGGCUAAAGUGAAGUUUGUCAGUAAAGGCAGCGGCACGAUUAGCUAUAGUUGUGUUAUCACUAAGGAGAAACCUUCGCGGUGGCGCAGGUGCUUCAGCUGUGGCGUGAUAUGUGGUGAAGUAUGACGAAUUGUGUGGGAGGGGCCAACUCGUUGUGUGAGAGCCACUUAGGCGUAGAUUUUUGACUGUAUAGUGCGGGUGUUAAAUUGCAAAGCACCAAAACAAAUAAAAAGGAACGUGAGCACAAAAUAAAUAGGAUAAUAAAUUAAUAGAUAGGUAGGUAAAGUCUGUGUACGAGCCUAGUGGCCUAUCAGGCCGGAGCUUAUCCCGGUUUCC